Molecule: messenger RNA, 2964 nt
Organism: Coregonus sp. 'balchen'
Lineage: Eukaryota; Metazoa; Chordata; Actinopteri; Salmoniformes; Salmonidae
Source: the annotation of a GenBank genome assembly
AUGGCAGAAGCGAUUCAUUGGAGCCUUAAUGUCAAUAGGAGCAGUGGUAGUGCCAAUACCCUCUUUAGGUACCACUGCCGUCAACGCAGUCAGGCCACUGUCAAAAAGAAUGUUAGAGAACUAACGGAUGAGAUGCCCCUAAUCCAACAACAGAUGAAGGCCCAGUCACUUAGGCUGCAACAUGUGGGAAAGACUUUCCAAGACACUAUUUUAGUGGUUAACACGCACACUAAUCUCUUUAACAGAACCCUCCUUUCAGUAGGAAAGUUGGUAGAGGUCAUGAAUUAUGAUUAUGCCCAUGUGCAAUUGGUAAGGAUGUUGAUCAAAAAAAUAAAUAACAAUAUUGGUCGCAUACACAUUUAGAAGAUGUCAUUGCAGGUGUAGGGUAAUGCUUAUGUUCUUAGUUCCAAAAUGCAUUCAUAUCUAACAAUACAAAACAAUACACGCAAAUCUAAAAAGUAAAAUAAUGGAAUUAAGAAAUAUAGGAAUAUCAGGACGAGCAAUGUCAGAGUCUGGAAUAUAAAUAUAUAUUUUACAUUUUAGUCAUUUAGCAGACGCUCUUAUCCAGAGCGACUUACAGUUAGUGAGUGCAUACAUUUUGUCAUAUUUUUUCAUGUAUAUGAUGGACACUACAUAGAUAGAAAAUGUAGUAUAUCUGUAGAAUAUGUAGGAUAGAAGAGUAUGUACAGCAAUAGUUAAAUAUACCCCACCCCCUCUGAUGAUCCCGCAGGUGAAGAAGCCCACCCACUGGGGAACCAGGCCCAGCCAAUCCAGAAUGAGUUUUUCCCCACAAAAGGGCUUUAUUACAGACAGAAAUACCACUCAGUUUCAUCAGCUGUCCGAGUGGCUGGUCUCAGAUGAUCCCGCAGGUGAAGAAGCCGGAUUUGGUUGUCCUGGGCUGGUGUGGUUACACGUGGUCUGCGGUUGAACGUACUGCCAAAUUCUCUAAAACGACGUUGAAGGCGGCUUAUGGUAGAGAAAUGAACAUUAAAAACUCUGGCAACAGCUCUCUUGGACAUUCCUGCAGUCAGCAUGCCAAUUGCACACUCCCUCAAAACUUGAGGCAUCUGUGGCAUUGUGUUGUGUGACAAAACUGCACAUUUUAGUGGCCUUUUAUUGUCCCCAGCACAAGGUGCACAUGCCUGUGUAAAGAUAAUGGUGUUUCAUUAGCUUCUUGAUAUGUCACACCUGUCAGGUGGAUGGAUUAUAUUGACAAAGGAUAAAAUACUCACUAACAGGGAUGCAAACAAAUUUGUGCCCAACAUUUUAGAGAAAUAACCUUUUUGUGCGUAUGGAAAAAUUUUCUGGGGUCUUUUAUUUCAGCUCAUGAAACAUGGGACCAGCACUUUACAUGUUGCGUUUAUAUUUUUGAUCAGUGUUGGAUAGGCCUUGACUAGAAUACAGUAUAUACAGUGGGUAAAACAGCAUGUAAACAUUAUUAAAGUAACCAGUGUUCCAUGACUAUGUAGAUAGAUAGGGCAGCAGUCUCUAAGGUGCAGGGUUGCGUACCGGGAGGUAGCCGGCUAGUGACAGUGACUAAAGUUCAGGGCAUGGUACUGGGCGGAGGCUGGCUAGUGGUGACUAUUUAACAGUCUGAUGGCCUUGAGAUAUGAGCUGUUUUUCAGUCUCUCGGUGCCAGCUUUGAUGCACCUGUACUGACCCUGCCUUCCAGAUGGUAGCGUGGUGAACAGGUCUUGGCACGGUUGGCUGAGGUCCUUGAUGAUCUUCUUAGCCUUUCUGUGACACCGGGUGCUGGUGAUGUUCUGGAGGUAGGGCAAUGUGCCCCCAGUGAUGUAUUGGGCAGACCGUACCACCCUCUGGAGUGUCCUGCGGUUGCAGAUGGUACAGUUGUCGUACCAGGCGGUAAUACAUCCCGACAGGAUGCUCUCAAUGGUGCUACUGUAGAAGUUUGUGUGAGUCUUAUGGGCCAAGCCAAAUUUCUUCAGCCUCCUGAGGUUGAAGAGGCGCUGUAACGCCUUCUUCACCACACUCUCUGUGAGGAUGUACCAUUUCAGAUUGUCAGUGAUGUGUAUGCAGAGGAGCUUGAAGCUUUUCACCUUAUCCACUGCGGCCCCGUCAAUGUGGAUGGGGGCGUGCUCCCUCUGCUGUCUCCUGAAUUAUCAGCUCCCUCGUUUUUUUUUUACAUUGAGGGAGACGUUAUUUUCCCGGCACCACUCCGCCAGGGCCCUCACCUCCUUCCUGUAGGCUGUCUCAUCGUUGUUGGUAAUAAGGCCUACCACUGUUGUAUCAUCUGCAAACUUCAUGAUUGUGUUGGAGACGUGCGUGGACAGGCAGUCAUGGGUGAACAGGGAGUACAGGAGGGGGCUGAGCACACACCCUUGUGGGGCCCCUGUGUUGAGGAUCAGCGUAGCAGAAGUGUUGUUGCCUACCUUCACCACCUGGGGGCAGCCCGUCAGGAAGUCCAGGACCCAGUUGCAGAGGGCAGGGUUCAGACCCAGGGUCUGUGGCCUUAAACCCCUAGCCAGCGAUGAGUGCUGCCAUGCAAGACUGACAACUCAGGAUGAUGUGACUACCACUCAAGUGGAGGUGGUAGGAGACAAGUGGCUUGUUAACACACCAUUCACUUCCGCUACCAUGACCUACGACCGUCAUGGCUCAAUCACCCAACUUGCCAUUCCAAACCAGACAGUCUUUGUUAGUGUGCCAGAGUGUGCAAUUGUCCACAUAGACGAUCUAGCUCUGUACCACCUCCACGGGGAUAGACAGGACACUGAGAUCGAAAUUCCUGAUGCCUUUGCAAAACGCACUCUUGAAUUGGCACCUACAAUUCAAGACCAAAUUCUCUAUGAGGGACCAAUGGUCGUUGACCUUAGUCUACUUGAUGAUGGCCUGGUAAUCAAACCGGCUGACUAUAAGCCCAAAGAAUGGUCCGUCGCCCGCUCGUGGACAAUCACUGACAGUAUUUUGACCACUACCAUUAUCCUUGGUUUUAUUGCCCUUGGC